This is a messenger RNA of Rhopalosiphum padi (bird cherry-oat aphid), 1182 nucleotides long. RefSeq lists its product as uncharacterized. Lineage: Eukaryota; Metazoa; Arthropoda; Insecta; Hemiptera; Aphididae. The record is from RefSeq and is a predicted model, not a curated record. Gene Ontology annotation, molecular function: DNA end binding. Gene Ontology annotation, cellular component: nucleus; DNA ligase IV complex. Gene Ontology annotation, biological process: double-strand break repair via nonhomologous end joining. The coding region runs from base 187 to 996 and encodes 269 amino acids. The transcript has 5 exons.
UUUAUAUAUUUAUAAACAUGCAAUAAUUUCGUUAUGUGAUAAUGAACUUAUGAAGUCGAUAUUUUUUUACAGUACAGAAUUCAAUGAUUUGUAAAUUAUAAUUUAUAGGAACUUUUUUAUUCCAAACUAAUCUUUAUUACUUAGAUACGUUCAUAAAAAAAAUUAUUGUUCAAAUUAAAAUUUAAUAUGUGGGUGUCUACUAAAAAAACUUUUAAUAAUACUCUGAUGCUAUUUCAAUUCUGUCGAAAAAGUGAUUUUUGUAUUUUUAGUUUUACCAACAUGAAACAAUUAUACUCUAAAGAAAUACAUGAAUCUUUAUUUGCUUCAAUAUAUUCAUCAACCAAUAAAAUUGAAGUUGAUGUUAAAAACGUUAUUGAAUUUUUGGAAAAUAUCAGAGAGAUGAAUAAUAUAAAUUAUAAUUUUUAUCAAGACAAAUUGAAUACUAAAGCAGAUUUAAUAAUAACUCUAUCUGAAGGAUAUCCUCCAUUUAAAUUGGAAUUGGAAUUGGAGUUAAAAGAUGAAAAUAUUUUUUAUUCCAAAUUGACUUGCCCAUUAAUUAAAAUAAUAAAACAAUUAAAACAAAACCAAGAAGAUUUAUUUGAUAUCAUAAAAAAAAAGGAUUUGGAAAUUUCAGAAUACAAAUUAAUAGGAGGCAAUAUAGCACAUGAAAAUAUUAAGACAGAUAUUUUUGAGAAAGAUAAUUUUUUUAUGAAUUCACUGCAGAAUCAUAAAGAUUUAUGUAAUGACAAUCCAUAUUUGUAUGAAAUAUAUUCAUCUCUAAUUGAACAGUAUGAUAUAAAACAUCCUGACAUAUAUGAAAAAUCAAAUAUCAUACCAACUAAGGAGGAAAAUCAAGAAAUUCAAACAAAUACUAAUACUAUAACAAAUAAUAGUAUAGACCAUAAGGCUACAAAAAGUUCAACUACAAUGGAAAUUACUCAUACAUCAAUUAAUGUUAAAAAGCGGAAAAAAUCUUCAUUGUUAAAAAGUCUUUGAAAUUAUUAUUAUUAUUAUUAAGUAAUAAUACACACAAUAUUAUAUUUUUUUAUUUAAAUCAUUUAUUGGCAACAAAAUAGAAUAUUUAAUAAUUGGUUUGUUCAACCAUUAUUACAUAUUUUAUAAAUUUUAUUACAUGUACAAAAUGCAUAUUAUCUAAAAAAUAUAUUUCUUUUAAGAACCAGU